CACGGAUUGUGUGUGGUAAUCUUGAAAAUUUGAUGUUAAUUGCAAUCAUUAUCGAAACAUAGCCAAUAAAAUGGUAACAGCGAAAUAAAUAAAAGAUAGCUUUCAUUUUGAAAAAAGUGAGAGCUAAGCUAAGCCAUGGCAGAGAUGGAGAGGCUGAGCAGCAAGUGGACGGCCACAGCGGCCAGCAUAUGGAUCCAGAGCGCCGCCGGCUCUUCCUACGCCUUCAGCAUCUAUUCGUCGGCGCUCAAGUCCAGCCAGGGCUACGACCAAUCCACGCUCGACACGGUGUCCGUCUUCAAGGACAUAGGCGCCAACGCCGGCAUCCUAUCGGGGAUUUUAUACUCCGCCGUCGCACUCAAUCGUCGCCGCAUCGGUGGGCCCUGGGUGGUGCACGCGGCGGGGGCUAUCCAGUGCUUCUUGGGGUACUUCUUCUUGUGGGCUGCUGUGACCGGAUUGAUCGAGAGGCCGCCGGUCGCGGCUGUGUGCUUGUUCCUGUUCUUGGCCGCCCACGCUCAGACUUUCUACAACACCGCCAAUGUGGUCACCGGGGUCCACAACUUCUCUGAGUACGGUGGGACCAUCGUGGGCAUCAUGAAGGGAUUUCUUGGUCUUAGUUCAGCAAUACUAGUCCAAGUCUAUGACACAUUCUGCAAAGGCAAGCCCAGCACAUUCCUUCUUAUGCUGGCUUUGUUGCCUACAUCUGUCUCCAUCUUGUUCAUGCCUCUUGUGAGAAUCUAUGAAGCUCAUGGAGCUGAUACUGAUAAGAAGUACUUGAACGCUUUCUCUGCUUUUGCUCUGCUCAUAGCUGCUUAUCUCAUGGUCAUAAUCAUUUUGAGAAACAUCUUCAGUUUCACAUCAUGGGCUAAUAUUGCUACAUUCAUAGCACUUCUUGUGGUCUUAAUUACCUCACCCCUUGGAAUUGCAACCAAGGCCCAGAAAUUUGAGUCAAAUAGGCUUCCAGAGACACUUGAUCCUUUGCUAGAAAACCCUGAACCAAGAUUGGCAUCAUCAAAGUUCUCUGCAUCAGAGGAACCUGUAGAACAUGAACCUGAAAUGCUGGUAGAUCAUCUUGAAGAUAUGAAUCUACUGAGAGCUAUGGGUUCUGUUGAUUUUUGGUUGUUGUUUAUUGCCAUGAUUUGUGGAAUGGGGUCUGGAUUGGCCACAAUAAACAACAUGAGCCAAAUAGGCCAGUCCCUUGGUUACACAACAGUUGAGAUCAAUUCCUUUGUUUCUCUAUGGAGUAUAUGGAACUUUCUAGGCCGUUUCGGAGCCGGGUAUGUCUCAGAUUAUUUGCUGCAUACCAGAGGAUGGGCAAGGCCAUUGUUGAUGGCUUUUACUCUAGCAACCAUGGCUGCUGGCCACAUUGUAAUUUCAUCUGGUUUUUCUGGAAAUUUGUAUGUGGGUUCAAUCCUAGUUGGCAUUUGUUAUGGCUCACAGUGGUCACUGAUGCCCACAAUUACUUCUGAAAUCUUUGGGAUAAGACACAUGGGUACUAUUUUCAAUACAAUUGCCAUAGCCAGUCCUAUUGGUUCUUAUAUUUUCUCUGUAAGAGUGAUUGGGUACAUAUAUGAUAAAGAAGCUUCUGCAGAGGACUCCUGCAUUGGCACUCACUGCUUCAUGUUGUCUUUUCUGAUCAUGGCAUCUGUUGCUUUCUUUGGGUUUCUUAUUGCUCUUGGUUUGUUCUUUCGAACUAGGAGGUUCUACAGCUCGAUUGUGCUCAAAAGAUUGCGGCAUUCUCCAAGACAGUGAAUCAAAAUAUGACAACGUUGUGUAGAGGCCAAUAAGGCAAAUAUUAUUGUGGUUUGAGGUUGUGAUCUCUUGGCCUUCUGUUGUGAAUUUGUGAUCUGUUACAACUGUUGUAUGUGUACAAUUCUUUUACAUAUAUAAAAAAUGGUUUGUGUUCAAGAA
Molecule: messenger RNA, 1908 nt
Organism: Prunus persica (peach)
Lineage: Eukaryota; Viridiplantae; Streptophyta; Magnoliopsida; Rosales; Rosaceae
Product: protein NUCLEAR FUSION DEFECTIVE 4
Exons: 2
Coding region: 136-1749 (537 amino acids)
Biological process (GO): transmembrane transport
Cellular component (GO): membrane
Molecular function (GO): transmembrane transporter activity
Source: RefSeq, a predicted model, not a curated record